AUGGUUCAAGGAAGCGAGGAUAAGUAUGGCAAUUGCGAAGGUCCCAACUCUCAGUACAUCAAGCUGAUCUCGAGCGAUGGGCAAGAGUUCAUCGUCAAGCGGGAGCAUGCCUUGAGGUCGGGCACAAUCAGAGCCAUGUUGAGCGGACCCUGUCAUAAUGCGGACAAUGAAGUAAACAAAAUCCACUUAAGGUUGAUAUCCUCGCUAGUGUUGAGUAAAGUUUGUAUGUACUUGGCAUACAUACAUUAUUAUUCUAGAAAUCCAACUGGAAUACCAGAGUUCCCCAUCGAGCCGGAAAUAGACAUCGAACUACUGUUGGCCGCCAACUUUUUAGACUGUUAA
Molecule: messenger RNA, 342 nt
Organism: Macrosiphum euphorbiae (potato aphid)
Lineage: Eukaryota; Metazoa; Arthropoda; Insecta; Hemiptera; Aphididae
Source: the annotation of a GenBank genome assembly